AUGUCGACCACUGUUGGCGCCUUCAUUGCUGGCGGCAUUGCCGCCUGCGGUGCCGUUACUGCAACACAUCCUUUUGAGACGGUCAAAAUCCGUAUGCAGUUGCAAGGCGAGCUUCAGAACAAGGGCCAUCAACCUCACCAUUACAGAGGACCGAUCCAUGGUGUGAGCGUCAUUGUGCGCAACGAAGGUGUCCGUAAUAUCUACCGCGGAAUUGGCGCGGCCUAUAUCUACCAAGUUCUUCUCAAUGGGUGCCGUCUCGGCUUCUACGACCCUAUGCGCAAUGCGCUCGCGAGCUUCUUCCUCAAGGACGGAAAGGCCCAAAAUUUGGGCAUCAACAUGUUCUGCGGUGCAGCCUCGGGCGUCAUCGGCGCCGCCGCCGGAAGCCCCUUUUUCCUUGUCAAGACCCGAUUACAGAGUUUCUCGGCGUUCCGACCCGUUGGUACACAGCACCACUACCGGGGCGCGUGGCACGGCUUCAAGUCCAUCUAUGGAACUGAGGGUAUCAGUGGUCUCUACCGUGGUGUGCAGGCUGCCAUGAUCAGGACUGCUUUUGGCAGCUCUGUUCAGCUUCCCACAUAUUUCUUCGCGAAGCGUCGCCUGGUUCGUCAUUUUGAUAUGGAAGAGGGCCCUGGUCUGCACUUGGCCUCCAGUGCUAUCAGUGGAUUCGUUGUCUGCUGCGUGAUGCAUCCUCCUGACACCAUCAUGUCCCGUAUGUACAACCAGAACGGCAAUCUUUACAGCAGCGUUGCCGAUUGUCUCUCCAAAACCAUUCGUUCAGAGGGUCUCUUUGCUCUGUACAAGGGAUUCUUCCCUCAUCUUGCCCGAAUUCUACCUCACACCAUCCUCACUCUGAGCUUAGCGGAGCAGACCAAUAAGCUGGUCCGCAAGAUCGAGGAUCGCAUUCUCCCCGGAAGAUUGGAGAUGGCGACUUAA
Molecule: messenger RNA, 933 nt
Organism: Fusarium mangiferae
Lineage: Eukaryota; Fungi; Ascomycota; Sordariomycetes; Hypocreales; Nectriaceae
Product: putative oxaloacetate/sulfate carrier
Exons: 4
Coding region: 1-933 (310 amino acids)
Biological process (GO): transmembrane transport
Source: RefSeq, a predicted model, not a curated record